AUGGAGAUCUAUCCUCUACCGCAGAUCAACCAGAUGGUGGACUCGACAGCUAGCUGUGAACUCAUUUCCAUGCUCGAUGCAUACCAAGGCUACCACCAGGUCCUGCUCGCCAAGGAAGACCAGAAGAAGAUUUCAUCUCAACCGUUCCAUCAAAUCUGGAUUGAUCAGGACCGUCGGAUCAAAUCUGGAGAAAUAAAAUCCCCAAAGCUCUCUCAUUCCGUUUGGCAACAACCUGAUCAUUGUGCGCGUUUCUUCCUCGCGACAGAGCUAGGGCAUCGACGGCCGGCGGCCACUUCUCCUGAUUCAUUGCCGCCAGCUGGAGCUUGUCCCUCACCUCUCGCGGGCAUCUCCUAUCCACAGCCACACUUCCUCUUCGGGAUUUCCAGCGGCGUGCGGGCUAGGGCAGCAACGACGGCAAGCCAUUCCAGGCGGCAAGCUUCGGCUCCGAUCAUCCACCUCACCGGAGGGGUUCUUCGAUUUGAUGUUUUUCAUAACAUUGUUGUUGCAGAAUACUUUCACUGGAAUAUGCUACGAAACCUUGCUGGCAUCUAUUAUGAACAAAGUCAACUUGACAUGGCAAUUCUGCAUUACAAGCAAGCUAUCAACUGUGAUUCUACCUUUAUUGAAGCUUACAAUAAUCUGGGGAAUGCUCUCAAAGACGCUGGACAUGUGGAAGAGGCUAUCAACUUCUAUAGGUCAUGCCUUGCUUUACAACCUAACCAUCCACAAGCAUUGUCAAGCCUUGGCAACAUAUACAUGGACUGCAACAUGAUGAGUGUUGCUGCAUCAUUCUAUAAGGCAACUUUAGCAGUUACAAUAGGGAUAUCUGUGCCCUUCAACAACUUGGCUAUUAUAUACAAGCAACAGGGAACUUAUGCAGAAGCGAUAGCCUGUUACAAUGAAGUUCUUCGCAGACUGCUGCUGAUGGUCUUGUCAAUAGAGGGAACACAUUUAAGGAGAUUGGUAGAGUUACUGAAGCAAUUCAGGAUUAUAUACGUGCUGUGAAUAUCAUACCAACUAUGCCUGAAGCCCAUGCAAAUUUGGCUUCAGCUUACAAAGAUAGGUAAUUUCUUCUUUGAAUUUGUGCUGGUGUUGGACUAUAUCAGUAUCUUACAUCUAUGAUUCUUCUUUCUAUUUAUUUGUGGUUGAGAUAAUUGAUGAACGUUUCUCUUUUU
Messenger RNA from Zingiber officinale, 1175 nucleotides. RefSeq lists its product as uncharacterized. The transcript has 9 exons. The record is from RefSeq and is a predicted model, not a curated record. Bases 1 to 1005 code for a protein of 334 amino acids. Gene Ontology annotation, biological process: protein O-linked glycosylation. Gene Ontology annotation, molecular function: protein N-acetylglucosaminyltransferase activity; protein binding. NCBI's taxonomy places the organism in Eukaryota, Viridiplantae, Streptophyta, Magnoliopsida, Zingiberales, Zingiberaceae.